Molecule: messenger RNA, 1460 nt
Organism: Protobothrops mucrosquamatus (brown spotted pit viper)
Lineage: Eukaryota; Metazoa; Chordata; Lepidosauria; Squamata; Viperidae
Gene: GPATCH11
Product: G-patch domain containing 11
Exons: 8
Coding region: 422-1192 (256 amino acids)
Cellular component (GO): kinetochore
Molecular function (GO): nucleic acid binding
Source: RefSeq, a predicted model, not a curated record
AAUAGCAAACGAGAGGAGAAAUUUUUGAGCGUUGCGGCCGCGGGUUGCGUGAUGGUUAGUUAGAUCAGUCAGUUAUACAAUAGCAGUCUAGAUAGGUAUGUUGAAUUAAAUAAACUAGCCUCCCCCAGUGAGUUUCCACGAAUGAGUAUGAGCUGAAUCUGGGAUUUACAGGGCAAAGACCAACAUCCUAUCAUUGCCCUGCUUUGGUUUUCUCCUGUGCUGAUGCUGAUGCUCUGGCUAGCUAAGAAAUCAGGGUCUUAUGGAACAAUCAUGCACAAAGAUCAAAAUCAGAGUUUGUUGCGUUGCAUCUAAUAAGUAUGAAAUUUUCCUCUAGAAAGAAAAGUGGUUUUGAUGCAUUUUAAAAUAAUCAUGAACUGCAUUUAUAGGUAGCAAGCUUGAAGGUGGACGAUUGAUAUGAAUCAUGGACGACGCAGAAGAGGAUUAUAUGUCUGAUUCCUUUAUUAAUACUAACCAGGACAUCAGGCCAGGAAUGCCGAUGUUGAGACGUGUAAAGGAAACUUUUAAAAAAGAGGAAAAAGGAAAAGAGGCUAACCAGAAAAGUAGGCAAAAAAGCAUCAAAGAACAAGAAAAAGAGCAACGUGACAUGGUUUUAAAUGUUGCUUUGGGGAAUGAAAAUAAAGGCUUUGCUAUGCUCCAGAAGAUGGGGUACAGAAGUGGCCAACCUCUUGGCAAAAGUGGAAAGGGGAUAGUUGAGCCCAUUCCUCUGAAUAUUACUACAGGAAGAAGUGGGCUUGGCCAUGAAGAAUUAAAAAAACGAAAAGCUGAAGAAAUGCUGGAAAACUACAGAAAAAAAAUGAAUAUGAAAAAACAAGUGGAAAAGCAGACAACUGAUCUCUUCAAAAUGAGAUUGAAGACUAAGCAGGAGCAACUGCAAAUACAACGGGACCUUGAAAAAAGUCAGAAAGCCUGCCAACAAUUGGAUACACAGAAAGGCCUUGAAGUCCCCAAAGAGAUUUGGUACUGGUUAAGCCCGAAGACCGAAGAAGACCAAGAGGAAGAAGAGGAAGAAGAGGAGAAGGAAGAUGAACUCAAUGAAUCAGAAAAGUUGAUCACUUUAACAACUUAUUUAAGAGAAGAGUAUCUCUAUUGCAUCUGGUGCGGAACAAGCUACCAAGAUGAAGAAGAUCUAUCUUCAAAUUGCCCUGGGAGUACAUAUACAGAUCAUGAAUAAGUCUGUAAAAAUUCAAAACAGUAGCAAAUUUUUUAAUUUCAAUGAAGAGCAUAGCUAUGAACUAUGUUGUUCUAUAUUUUUCAUUGAGCAAAUUGGUCGUUUCUCAUUGCUCUAUGUUUGGGUAUAAAAUGGCUUUUAUGCUAUUUAAAUAAUUCUUUGGAAUAGGAACUAAUCUGUUAUUUUUCCAAGUUAUUUAUUAUUAUUUUUUUAAAUCCUGCUAUGUUUACUUCUGAAAAAUAAAAUCUAACGUGAUUGACUAGAUGCUGCA